AUGGCAACUACACUCAUGUCUCCUCACGUAUGGCCAUCAAGCGCCAUACCCAUUCCAAAGCCUUCAAGGCUAAGGCUAGAUAACGAUGGUGACAACAAGAACAACAACGCCAAACAAAGCAAUAGUAAUCUAAGUCAGCCUGGAUACCCAACAACACCUUCAUUACAAUCCAUAAUUGAUCAAAAGAAGUUCUCAAAUGGCUCUAUCAAAUCAAAUGUUUCAUCAAAUUCAGUACCUUCCCUAAUAUCAACAAGUUCAAGUUACGAGUCUUGUGAUUCUCAUCCUUUAGAUUCAUUCAACACUUGGGAUGACAUAGAUGAAAACUUCUUUUGUCAAAAUGACACUAGUUUCAAUGAUGACUAUGAUAACAAUUAUACUUUCCAACCUUUAUCUCCAAUUGAACCUGUUCAACAACAAAAACACAUUACUAAAAAGGCAAGCUUUGUUUCAAAUUUGUCAUCUUCAAUCAAAUCAUUUGCAAAUUCAACAAGACAUAACAAUGAUAUACUAUUUGACAUUCAACCUCGCUUAACUGAUGAUAAAUUACCAAAAAACAUCAUCCAGAAGCAUAGAGAUACUGAAUUACAAACUUUUAAAGUUACUUCAAAAAAUUCAUCAUUACCAACAUCAUCAUCAUCAACUUCAACCCCAUCUAUAUCUAUUUUAAGAAACCGUGAACCAAGAAUCAAUUCACAAUUCCUAAGACUAUAUUCAUAUGAAUCAAAUUCACGUAAAAAGGGUAUAUUACCAGAAGUUACACACUUGGAUGAAGAAGAUUAUUUACAAAGACAACAAUCAUCAUCACCAAUAAGUAAUUCAUUAGAUCCAAAUCGUGAUUUUGCAAUGAUGGUUCGUCAAAGAUUAUGGCAAUGUGUUGUUUUACCACCAAGGGAAGAUUUAAAUCUAUCUUCAAACCCUGAAUACGUUUAUGCUGGUGAAUCUGUUGAUGAAAAUAAUGAUGACCAAGAAGAAUUUGUUUCUUUGAUUAGAAAAAAAGGUAAUGUUAAACCUUGGAUUAAAUUAGAGGAUGAAGAAAUCUCCAAGAUGAAGGUGUUAAGACCUUGUGGAGUGCUGAAUAAUGAUACCCAAUUUACUGUUAAAGGUUGGUGUAAUGAAAGAUGGUUACCUCGUAGUUGA
Molecule: messenger RNA, 1137 nt
Organism: Hansenula anomala
Lineage: Eukaryota; Fungi; Ascomycota; Saccharomycetes; Phaffomycetales; Wickerhamomycetaceae
Gene: GIS3
Product: Gis3p
Exons: 1
Coding region: 1-1137 (378 amino acids)
Source: RefSeq, a predicted model, not a curated record